Penicillium taxi is the source of this 723-nucleotide messenger RNA. RefSeq names its product Ras small monomeric GTPase RasB (gene rasB). Gene Ontology annotation, biological process: signal transduction. Gene Ontology annotation, cellular component: plasma membrane. The coding region runs from base 1 to 723 and encodes 240 amino acids. The record is from RefSeq and is a predicted model, not a curated record. The transcript has 2 exons. Lineage: Eukaryota; Fungi; Ascomycota; Eurotiomycetes; Eurotiales; Aspergillaceae. Gene Ontology annotation, molecular function: GTP binding; GDP binding; GTPase activity.
AUGUCGGGGAAAAUGACAUUGUACAAACUGGUGGUGCUAGGUGAUGGAGGUGUUGGGAAAACUGCUCUGACAAUUCAGCUAUGUUUGAAUCAUUUCGUCGAAACAUAUGAUCCCACCAUCGAGGACUCCUACCGCAAACAAGUCGUAAUCGAUCAACAGUCUUGCAUGCUCGAGGUUCUCGACACAGCCGGUCAGGAAGAAUACACCGCAUUGCGCGACCAGUGGAUCCGAGAUGGCGAAGGAUUUGUCCUAGUCUACAGCAUCACAUCACGCGCCUCUUUCUCACGUAUCACCAAAUUCUAUAACCAAAUCAAGAUGGUUAAGGAAUCCUCUAGCUCGGGUUCUCCCUCUGGCCCCAGCUACCUCAACUCUCCUAUGGCUAGUGGGUCGCCACUACCCGUUCCCGUAAUGCUCGUUGGCAACAAGAGCGAUAAGGCCGUUGAGCGCGCCGUCUCCGCACAGGAAGGUCAGGCUCUCGCAAAGGAGCUGGGAUGUGAAUUUACUGAAGCUUCCGCCAAAAAUUGCAUCAAUGUCGAAAAGGCCUUUUACGACGUCGUCCGCAUGCUACGUCAACAGCGACAAGCUCUACAGGGCCGUGGUCAAGAUCGUCGUCAGCCUGGUUUCGGUUCUAGUCACCGCGACCGAGACUCUGGUCCUGAAUAUCCCAAGUCUUUCCGCCCCGAUCGGUCGCGGCAUCGCAGUCGACAGUGUAUCGUGCUGUGA